AUGUCGUCCCUUACUUCAUUGCUGUCGGUGACGGCUACGUCGUCGGCAGCCCCAACAUCGAGCACUGGAGGAAAUCGGGCUCCCUCUCAGGGCGGCGUUAUCGAAGGCGCAAAUCCCUCCCACUACAACCCCAAGGACCCCAUUACGAUGUUUAUCAUCCAGGCCGGUCUCAUCAUCAUCGUCUGUCACCUUCUGCACUGGCCAUUAUCCAAGAUUCGACAGCCUCGAGUUAUUGCCGAAGUCAUUGGUGGCAUUGUCCUCGGCCCGUCCGUCAUGGGCCGCAUACCGGGCUUUCGCGCUGCCAUAUUCCCCACGGAGUCCAUCCCGAACCUGACCCUCGUCGCCAACCUUGGUCUCGUGCUCUAUCUCUUUCUCAUUGGUCUUGAGACAGACGUUCGCUUCCUUCUCAGCAACUGGCGAGUUGCAACCUCAGUCGCGUUUGCUGGACUGGCCCUUCCCUUCGCUCUUGGUUGUGCUCUUGCAUGGGGGUUAUACAACCAGUUUUCCAGUGAUGAGGGUGUCACGCAUAUUGACUUUCCUAUCUACAUGCUGUUCAUUGGUGUCGCCAUUGCAAUUACGGCAUUCCCUGUUCUUUGCCGUAUCCUCACAGAGCUGAAACUUCUCGAUACGUCAGUUGGAGUCAUUGUGCUUUCGGCUGGCGUUGCAAAUGAUGUUGUUGGCUGGAUCCUCCUUGCUCUUUGCGUUGCUCUCGCCAACGCAGGGACAGGUCUUUCCGCCCUCUGGAUUCUUCUAGCCUGUGUUGGCUAUAUGCUCUUCCUCCUCUAUGCUGUCAGACCAGUUUUGGUUUGGCUAUUGCGUCGAACCGGGAGCAUUGAGAACGGUCCCUCGCAGAGCAUGAUCGCGCUGAUUCUCUUGAUUGCUCUUGCAUCUGCUUUCUUCACCGGCAUCAUCGGCGUCCAUGCCAUUUUCGGAGGCUUCAUGGUGGGCCUUAUUCUACCCCGAGAAAACGGAUUUGCCAUCAAAGUCACGGAGAAGCUGGAGGAUCUGAUUGGCGCUCUCUUCCUGCCCUUGUACUUCACCCUUUCCGGACUGAACACCAAUCUGGGACUCCUUGACAGUGGUAUUACCUGGGGAUAUGUGAUUGCCGUUACUUUCACGGCCUUCUUGACCAAGGUAAUUGGCGCUAGUAUCGCUGCUCGAUUGAACGGCCUGGUAUGGAGAGAAUCCUUCUCGAUUGGAGCCCUGAUGAGUUGCAAAGGUCUUGUCGAGCUGAUCGUCCUUGUAAGAAUUCCCUUUCCUGUGUUGUUGUCUGGCCACCUGGAAUUAGGGAAAUGUAGUCCCCUUCUCCGCCCCUUUCCAAAAAGAAAAAAGCCAAGGAACAACCAGCUGCUAACCAAAACACAGAACAUCGGCCUCCAAGCCCGCAUUCUGAGUACAAGGACAUUCACCAUCUUCGUAGUCAUGGCUCUUCUGACCACCUUUGUCACCACUCCGCUGACCUCGUUCCUAUACCCUCGCUGGUACCAGAAGAAACUUGAAGCCUGGAAGCGUGGUGAAAUUGACUGGGACACUGGUGAAGUCGUUUCGAGUCACAGCGGCACAGCUGAUGAAACGGAGUUUACCAAACCAGCUACUGAUCGCGUGCAGCGCUUGCUGGUCUAUCUCCGUCUGGAUAACAUGCCGGCUCUUCUCAACCUUGUUUCAUUGUUUGGCAAGCAGUCGAUUACCGGAAGCCAGUAUGCUGAAAGCGACGAGAAAGGUGGGGUGCAAGCGGGUAUGGUUGCCUUGGGCUCGUCAAGCGGCAUCAGAGCUGUACGGGCUCACGGUUUUCGCUUGCUUCAUCUCACCGACCGCGAUUCUUCAGUCAUGACGGUCUCCCAGGUCGACGACUUCAGCCGAAACGAUCCGGUUGUAAAUAUUUUCCGGACUGUCGGACAGUUUCUGAAGGUCGCUGUCUCGGGCGAAGUGUCCAUCAUGCCCGAAACCCGCUUCGCCGAGGCUCUCCUAUCCAAGUCUUCGGAUAUCUCUUCCGAUCUUCUUCUUGUACCCUGGACCGAGAGCGGUAGUCUGAGUGAUUCACAAGUUCCUUCCACGGAUGGCGCCAACAAGCUCGCGUCGACGUACACGGGCUUCGCUAAGUCCAUCCUUGUCUCCACAGAGCACAAUGUUGGCAUCUUCUUUCCUAAGGGCAGCGCGCCUCAGCCUGCUACAGACAGUGGAAACGACCGUGGUAAGCUGAUGCGAGCGUACUCUUUCAGCGACAUCCACCAUGACAUCCCCACGAUUCCUGUCACAAACAAGUCGCAUCACAUCUUUAUGCCGUACUUUGGUGGCAACGACGACAAGUUUGCUCUCAGGCUAGUGCUGCAGCUUUGUGAGAAGCACAACGCCACGGCAACAGUGGUUCACUUCGAGCCAACGACUGGGGUCGGCUCCCAGACCCAGGAAGCUGACUACUUUGGCUUCAUGUCGACCCACGCGCCUGCUGGCGUGGCCUCGCGUGUUAAGUUUGAGACCUCAUCAGCCAGCGACGUUCUCGAGGCCGCUUCGACCUAUGCUGCAACGGGUAUCCGGGCAGACACGCGUGAAGUCACAUGGCACAAUCUCAUUGUUCUGGGUCGUCGUAUUACCGCAAAGCCAGCCGAGGGUAAAAAUCCCGUUAGGGUCUCGGAGGAGAUCAGAGAUUGCCUGGGCCUGGCUGCCAGUGUGUUCAUCGCCACGGGCGUCAAGGCGGAUUUGCUCGUCGUACAGGCCAAGACAGUGACGAACUAA
Molecule: messenger RNA, 2733 nt
Organism: Colletotrichum spaethianum
Lineage: Eukaryota; Fungi; Ascomycota; Sordariomycetes; Glomerellales; Glomerellaceae
Product: K(+)/H(+) antiporter 1
Exons: 4
Coding region: 1-2733 (910 amino acids)
Biological process (GO): proton transmembrane transport
Cellular component (GO): membrane
Molecular function (GO): antiporter activity
Source: RefSeq, a predicted model, not a curated record